Messenger RNA from Prosopis cineraria, 2192 nucleotides. RefSeq lists its product as uncharacterized. NCBI's taxonomy places the organism in Eukaryota, Viridiplantae, Streptophyta, Magnoliopsida, Fabales, Fabaceae. The transcript has 4 exons. The coding region runs from base 144 to 2192 and encodes 682 amino acids. The record is from RefSeq and is a predicted model, not a curated record.
AUUACCUUUUCGAAACCAAUUUUAUUCAUAAUUUGGCUAACUUGAUUGUGGAGGAUUGUAAAGGCCUCAAAUGCUUAUUCUCAGCUAAUGUGAUUGGAAGUCUUCUAAAACUUAAACAUCUUGAAGUAAAUAACUGUGACGUGAUGGAGGAGAUAAUUUCUACAAAGGGGAGAAAUAACAUGGCACUAGAAAAGGUCUGCUUCUCAAAAUUGGAGACCAUGGUGAUAAAAAACAUGAAAAGGUUGAAAAAGGUAUGGCACUUACAAUUCAAUGGGUUGAAGACUUUGGAGGUUAGCAAAUGUGAGAGGCUUGAGAAUAUAAUUCCAAUAGAUAUGGGGAAAUCACUUGAAAGUUUGGAGACAUUAAUGGUCAGCGAUUGUAACUCAGUACAAGUGAUUUUUGGAUUCAACUCCGAAAAAGGCAUUGCAGGGAAGACAACACGACUACGGAAAUUAUCUCUAUCUCAGCUAUCAAAGCUGAAACAAAUUUGGAGUAGAGAUUUUCCAGAAAACCUUCACUUUCAUAAUCUGCAACUUAUAUGUGUUGAAAACUGUGAGAACUUGGAAUACCUUUUUCCCUUCUUCAUUGCGAUGCAUGCAACUCAACUUGGAGAUAUUACCAUAAAGAAUGCAGGGAGGAUGAAAGAGAUUGUCCCUUACAAAGAAGGCUCUGUUGAUAGUCCAAUCAAAUUUGAAUAUAAUCACUUCACCUCUUUAGUGCUUUGGAACUUAUUUGAACUUGAGGGAUUUUUUCCCCAAAAUCAUAGAUUACUAUGUCCAUUAUUAAGGGAAUUAGAUGUCCGCAAUUGUGGGAAAUUGAAGCUUUUCCAGGCACAAGGUGCAAGCGGCCUAGAUAGAGUUUUUGAUAGUGAACUUCAAGUCUCAAUGCAGCAGCCUUUUUUCACACUUGAAGAGGUGAUUGGCAAUUUGGAGACCUUGGCCCUGAAUAGUGAGGCUGCAAGCAUAAUAUUACACCAUCAAUUUUCAGGGAAACGCUUCAGCAAACUAACAUGUCUUGUUUUUGCAAAUUUUGAAGAUGGCCAAGCUACUUUUCCCCAUUGGUUUAUCCAUAGCAUAACUAGUCUCAAAGUGCUAAAUGUUGAAUGGAGUUCUUUCAAGGAGAUAUUCCAAGGAAAAACUAUAGAUGAGAAGAGAAAGUUUGAUAUCAGAACGCAGAUCAAAGAACUUAUACUCAAUCAAUUACCUAAACUCCGACAUAUAUGUCAAGAAGGAUUUCAAAUACAUCCAAUUCUUGAGUUUCUUGAAUGCUUACAGUUGUCGAGUUGUUUUGAUUUGAAAAACUUAGUGCCUUCCUCUGUAACUUUCAGUCACUUGACGUACUUGGAGGUACAACAUUGCAGUGGAUUGAUUCACUUAAUUACCUCAUCAACAGCAAGGAGUCUGGUAAAAUUGACAACAAUGAAAAUAAGCAACUGCUAUUCACUAGAGCAAGUUGUGGCGGAAGAGAAGGAUGAGUCUGCAUACGAAAUUUCAUUCAGUAGCUUAGAAAAUUUGGAGCUUGAAUGUCUGCCAAAUAUGAGGAGGUUUUGUUCUACCAAUUGUGUGUUGAACCUUCCAUUGUUGGAGAGAGUUGUUGUUAAGCAAUGCCCAAGAAUGACCAUCUUCUCUGUGAGAGACACAAGUACCCCAAUGCUUCAAAAUAUACUAUCAAAGGAAGAAGAUGAAAAAAUGUAUUGGGAAGGAGACCUGAACAGAACAAUUAAAAAGAUGUUUAUGGAUAUGGUGGGAUUCCGUGGCCUCGUGUCUCUGGAGAUAUCUCAAUGCCCUGAGUUAAGAGAAUUGUGGUACAGCCAUGAAGUUAAGCUAGAAGUGUUUGGUAAUUUGAAAAGGCUAGUAGUGCAUAAAUGUGAGUUUUUAUCAGAUGUGCUGCUGCCUUUAAAUUUGGUGCAUACACUAUCCAACUUAGAAGAGCUUGAAGCAAGUGAAUGUGAUUCACUAAAAGCUGUGUUCGAUUUAAGCAACGUGAAUGGAGAGGAAGUGAUAGUGAAGGAGACCAUUCAGCUGAAAAGAAUAACUCUCCUUCAUCUACCUAUGCUUAAAGACAUAUGGAAACUCAACUAUAAAGAAAUUGUCAGUUCUAGAGAAACAACAGAAGAAGAAGAAGAAGAAGAAGAAGAUGAAGAAGGUGCUAUCCGGCAUCAGCAACCAGCAUAUUCCAUUAAACAGGUAUGA